Molecule: messenger RNA, 1443 nt
Organism: Selaginella moellendorffii
Lineage: Eukaryota; Viridiplantae; Streptophyta; Lycopodiopsida; Selaginellales; Selaginellaceae
Product: pentatricopeptide repeat-containing protein At4g02750-like
Exons: 2
Coding region: 1-1443 (480 amino acids)
Molecular function (GO): protein binding
Source: RefSeq, a predicted model, not a curated record
AUGACAAGCCUUUUAGACAGGAACCAAUGCAUCGAGCUCAUUAGAUCCUCUACCACGCUUCCCGCGGCAAAUGCCGCUUCAUCGCUCGCCAGGCACCGUCUCCAAGCCGGAGAAGAUUCCUUCCUUUGCAAUGUGCUGCUCGAGGCGUACGGAAAGUGUGGCAGCCCCGGCGAUGCCAGGAGAAUCUUCGACGGCAUCAAGCGCAAGAACGUCUUCUCGUGGGUGCUGCUCCUGCAGGCAUAUGCCCGGAAUGGGCAUCUGGAGGAUGCGAAGCGCGUCUUUGAUGCGAUGCCCGAGCGGAAUCUCGUCUCAUGGAACUGUAUGCUGGUGACACUUGUGCAGAACGGGAAUCUUGACCAGGCCCGGCGGGUUCUUGAUGGCAUGAAAGAGCGCAACCUGGUAUCUUUCACCACGAUGCUCAUGGCGUAUGCCCAAGCAGGGCAUAUUGAGCAGGCCAGGCGCGUCUUCUCUAAGAUGCCCGACUGGGAUCUCAUUGCGUGUACGACGAUGAUAUGGGCGUACGGAGAGGAAAGGGAAUCUUUCCAGGCAAAGCGCGUGUUUGAUUCCAUGCCCGAGUGGGAUCUCGCGUGCUACUGCGCGAUGCUAACAGCAUAUGCUGAGAGCGGGCAUCUGGAAUAUGCUACGAACCUCUUUCGGCGAUUGCCGGAGUUUAACGUCGUAGCAGUGAACUCUCUCUUAGCCGUACUGGCACACAACUUGAAGAUUGACGGCGCUAAGCGCGUACACUACGGCCUACCGGAGAACGCCCGGGAGAUCUUCGACCGUAUGUACGAGCGAGACUUGGUGUCGUGGAACACGCUCAUGGCGUGCCUGCUCGAGGCGGGGUGUUUGGCGGAGGCGAUAGACGUAUUCUACGCCAUGGACGAGCGGAACGAUUGCUCGUUUAACACUCUCCUGGCGGCGUACGUCGGUAGCGGGCGUUUGGCGGAGGGGAGGCGGGCGUUUGGCAGUAUGCCCAGCGUGGACAUAGUGGCGUGGAAUACCCUAAUCGCGGGUUAUGCCCGGAGCGGCGAGGGGGAGGUCGCCCUGGAGCUCUUCGCGGCGAUGGCGAUGGAGGAGGCGCCCAAUGCGAUCUCGUUCGUGCUGGCGCUGCGCGCGUCCAGCCACGGCGGCGAUGUCUACCGCGGGUGGGCGCGAUUUUGCUCCAUGGUGGUGGAUUUUGGCAUCGAUCCGAGCAAGCAGCACUACUGCUGCAUGGUGGAUCUUCUCGGGAGGGCGGGCUAUGGUGGCAAUGCGGAGGAGCUGGUGCGCAGCAUGCCGUUUGUGCCGGACGCGCUGGACUGGACGUGCGUUCUCUCGUCGUGCAAGGGGCGGAGGGAUCGCCGGAGAGGCGCGGUGGCGGUGGAGAAUGUUCUUCGCUUGGAUCCCAAGAACACGGCUGUCUACGUGCUGGCUUUGAAUCACAGCGUACGCGAUGGGUGA